AUGGCUGCCAACUUCUGGGGUACGGUGUUUCACUGGACGUAUGCGCGCGGCUACAUUCGUGUGCCGAUUGUGCUAGCGGUGCCUAUUCUGUUCAACAAGUACGGCCUGCAUCAGGUCGAGCCCAUCUUCCAGUACUGGAAUGACGGCCACAACCAGCGUGAUAUCUGGAACCGCCUUAAGGAUAAGGUAGCCCUCAUGGAGCAGGAGGAAUAA
Molecule: messenger RNA, 213 nt
Organism: Trypanosoma grayi
Lineage: Eukaryota; Euglenozoa; Kinetoplastea; Trypanosomatida; Trypanosomatidae
Exons: 1
Coding region: 1-213 (70 amino acids)
Source: RefSeq, a predicted model, not a curated record